This is a messenger RNA of Aethina tumida (small hive beetle), 663 nucleotides long. It is a transcript of the gene RpS18, whose product is annotated as 40S ribosomal protein S18. The record is from RefSeq and is a predicted model, not a curated record. The transcript has 3 exons. Gene Ontology annotation, molecular function: structural constituent of ribosome; RNA binding. Lineage: Eukaryota; Metazoa; Arthropoda; Insecta; Coleoptera; Nitidulidae. Gene Ontology annotation, cellular component: cytosol; small ribosomal subunit; ribosome. Gene Ontology annotation, biological process: translation. Bases 154 to 612 code for a protein of 152 amino acids.
UGUUAUUAAAUACAGAGAAAUACGUGAGGUGUUGGCAACAUAGCAUAUAAUAAACUGUCAGGUUAAGGUAGGAAUCUAUGUUACCGACACAAGUUAACAUAACACCGGUCAAAAACUCCCUAAUUCUUUCUUUUGGUGCGAAACGUCGCUAAAAUGUCUCUCGUGAUACCAGAGAAGUUCCAACACAUCCUUCGUAUCUUGGGUACGAACAUCGAUGGUAAACGUAAGGUAAUGUUUGCCCUUACUGCCAUCAAGGGAGUAGGUAGACGUUACGCCAACAUCGUCUUGAAGAAGGCCGAUGUUGACUUAGACAAGAGGGCUGGAGAAUGCUCCGAGGAGGAAGUCGAAAAAAUCAUUACCAUCAUGUCGAACCCAAGGCAAUACAAAAUCCCUGACUGGUUCCUCAACAGACAGAAGGAUAUCAUUGACGGAAAAUACAACCAAUUGACCUCCUCAUCUUUGGACUCAAAACUUCGUGAAGAUUUGGAACGCAUGAAGAAGAUCAGGUCUCACAGAGGUCUGCGUCACUACUGGGGUCUCCGUGUGCGUGGUCAACACACCAAAACUACCGGACGUCGUGGACGUACUGUCGGUGUGUCCAAGAAGAAGUAAUCUGCUACUUCUUAUAUUUUAUAUUUAAGACAAUAUAAAAGUUUUCAAAAG